AAAUUAGUUUAAUACUGUGGUUCUCACAUUGAAGUUAACUUGGGUUCUAUUUUUUAUAAAUGUCGCGUCCAGGAACAAAAGAAUUUUAUGAUGAAUUUCCUAUUAGUGAUACAGAUACACGAAUCGAUGAAACAAUAGCUGAAAUCGCUAUUAGUGAAACUGGUUUUGGAAAGUUUAGUGUCAAAGUAACGAUAAUAUGUUACUUAAUUUAUUUAAAUAUGAGUCUGGGAGUCAUCUCCACUGGAUUUGUACUUCCGGCAGCUGCCUGUGAUCUUAACAUGAAUAUCAUGGACAAAAGUUUAUUUGGCACGGUAUUCUUCGUCGGUUCAUGUUUUAGUGCAGUGAUUAGUGGAUUUUUAGCGAAUCUUAAAGGUCGAAAAUGGAUUUUGUUGGUAGCAUUAUUUGUUCAAGGAAAUUCUGAUUUUUUACAAUCAGUUCUACCUAAUUAUUAUAUUAUGUUGUGUUUGAAAUUUUUAUCUGGAGCUGGAUCAGCAGGACAGAAUAUUGUCUUCACUUAUUUGAGUGAAUGUCUCCCAUUGAAGAAUAGACAAUUUUUAUUAUCAAAUAUGGGAUAUUUUUGGACACUUGGACAUGCUUUUACAGCUGCUGUAGGAUUGGGUAUAAUUCCUCAAAAAUUUGGCAUUGAGAAAUCAUAUUUUACCUUUCAUUCUUGGAAUCUUUAUAUUUUAAUUUGUUCAUUACCUGCAUUUCUACUUGGAUUUUGUUUAAUAUUUAUGCCAGAAACACCAAAAUUUUUAGCUGAAAGGGGAUCGAGAGAAAAAUUACUACAAGUCCUCAUUUACAUGUACGAGCAAAAUGUGGGGAAAUCGGGAAAGGAGUACAUAGAAAAAUUAUUGAGUAGUGGAAAUAUUGCUCUUGUAGAAUUGGCGAAGAAAAAUAAUAAAAAAGUGAAAGAUUCAAAUAAAGAAAAAUUUGUAAUUGAGAAGAUUUUUAAUGAACUGAAUCAAUUGCAAUGUAUUUUUAAAUCGCCCCUUUUAAAAAAUACUCUACUUGCAUGUUUCACUGCAUUUACUGUCACUUCUUCUUAUUAUGUAUUCUAUCUUUGGUUACCAGAAAUUUUUCAAAGAUUCGCAAAUUUUCAAGCAGGAAAUAAAGAAAAAAAUUCUAAUUUUUGUACUAUUUCACGCGAUUCUUCUUUUUCUGCCCAAAAAAUGCACAUCUGUGACACACCAAUUGAUAAAAAUAUAUUUAUUAACAAUUUAAUUUUGUCUGCAUCUUGUUUUCCGACAAUGAUCAUUGUAACAUUAUUGGUGAAACGUUGUGGAUUAAAAAUAUUAUUAGCUACAAGUUGCACAUUAUGUACGGUUGUAAUUAUUGGUAUUUAUUUUUCAAACUCAUUUCUUCAAAAUUUAAUUUUACUAUGUAUCUACCUAUCUUUAACUACCACGAACAUGAGUAUUAUAUUUGCAUAUUUCGUAUCAAUUUUUCCUACAAAUUUCAGAUCUUCGGGUAUUAUUGUUACAAGUUUACUGGUCCGUAUAGGAGCGAUAUUUGGCAAUUUUAUUUUCAGUGUUCUUAAAGACGAAUGUUUUUAUUUUAUUUUAUUAACAUGCCUAUUGCUAAUAGUUGCAGCAGUAUCAACAAUUUUAAUUCGCGAGAGAAAAGAUAGAUAGAAUAAUUAUGAUAUAUACUUAAUAAAUAUACUUAAUAAAAUUAUAAUUUAUUAUUUUAUUUUGUUGAUUUUCAUAACAUAUAACUUUUUUAUUUAUAAUAAAAAAAUAAUUCAAUUUGAAAAAUGGAAAUUAAUAUUUAUUAAUUAAUAAUUAAUAAUAUGAAUAAAUUUUAAUUAACGUAAAUUUUUGUGCCAU
Messenger RNA from Leptopilina boulardi, 1829 nucleotides. Its product is annotated as synaptic vesicle glycoprotein 2B-like. Bases 60 to 1634 code for a protein of 524 amino acids. Gene Ontology annotation, molecular function: transmembrane transporter activity. The transcript is spliced from 12 exons. Gene Ontology annotation, biological process: transmembrane transport. The record is from RefSeq and is a predicted model, not a curated record. NCBI's taxonomy places the organism in Eukaryota, Metazoa, Arthropoda, Insecta, Hymenoptera, Figitidae.